CUUAUCAACGAUUUUGACAACAAAUUAACCUCUACGAGAUCAAAUCAAAAACUAAACUAUCGAACCCCUUUUUAAAUGAAACAGAAGGAGACAAAAAAUGCAUUGGGCGAAUAUUUUAAUAUUAUCUGCUUUAUUAAUGAUUACACAUGCUACUUUAAGCCCCAAAUCGAAGAAAAAGCAAACAACAGAAAAGCCUCUAGUGAAAAAAAAUGUCAAACCUCAGAACAAUAUUAUUAAAGGUCCUUUAAAUGAAACAGUUUUUCACAGAAAUUUGGUUAACGAUGGACCAUUAUGGGCUUCAGAUAUAAUAAGCAACCAUCGCGGCUAUUUUCGAGAAACUGACGAAUAUUCCUUUGAUGGUAUAGUAUUAGGUUAUGUUACACCGUGGAAUAACCAUGGGUACGAUGUCGCUAAAAUUUUUGGUAACAAAUUCACCCACAUUAGUCCAGUGUGGCUUCAAGUGAAGAAAAAUGGGGCUCUUCAAUAUGAAUUAGGUGGCACGCACGAUAUUGAUCUUGACUGGCUAUUAACUGUUAAAAAUGCUGGAAGGCAAAGAAAGUUGAAAAUUGUUCCUAGAAUACUCUUCGAAGGGUGGUCUGGUCAAGAUUUUAUAAACUUGAUCGCUAAGAAAGCAGAAAGUGAAGCAUUUAUGGAUAUGCUCUUGGAAUCAUGUGAAAAGUGGCACUUCGAUGGGUAUAUUUUGGAACUGUGGGCCUCCUUAGCUAAUAGAAUCCAAUAUGAUCUCAUUAUUGAUUUUAUCAAAAAUAUUGGUGACAAAUUAGCGCUGCAACGCCUUGAUACAAUUUUGGUGAUACCACCAAAAAGAGGAAAAGAGUUUACUUUCACUCAAAAUCAUUUUGAUGAGUUAUAUGAACAUGUUACAGCUUUUUCUCUAAUGACCUAUGAUUUUUCCACAAUAUACAGACCAGGACCAAAUGCACCUCUGCCAUGGAUUGAAGAUUGUGUGAAACAACUAACAUCAGAUAUCGAUAAACGGCCAAAAAUUUUAUUGGGUCUCAAUUUCUAUGGGAAUAUGUACACAGUUAAUGGAGGUGGACCCAUUGUGGCCCAUGAAUAUCUGAAUGCCCUUAAAAAAUUCAAUGGAGAAUUGAAAUUCGACCCUAGCAAUGCUGAGCAUUAUUUUGAUUACGAGAGUGAAGGUAAAAGAUACCUUGUAUUUUAUCCAACACUGCAAUCAAUUGAAGCAAGAAUUGAGCUGGCCAAGGAGCUCAAAACUGGUUUAUCAAUUUGGGAAUUAGGUCAAGGACUUGAUUAUUUUUAUGAUUUGUUAUAAAAUGUAUUGAAAAAUAAAUUUUUUUAGUUA
This is a messenger RNA of Coccinella septempunctata (seven-spotted ladybird), 1324 nucleotides long. RefSeq names its product chitinase domain-containing protein 1. The record is from RefSeq and is a predicted model, not a curated record. The transcript has 6 exons. Gene Ontology annotation, cellular component: extracellular region. Gene Ontology annotation, biological process: carbohydrate metabolic process. Gene Ontology annotation, molecular function: chitin binding; oligosaccharide binding. The coding region runs from base 98 to 1294 and encodes 398 amino acids. NCBI's taxonomy places the organism in Eukaryota, Metazoa, Arthropoda, Insecta, Coleoptera, Coccinellidae.